Messenger RNA from Prunus armeniaca (apricot), 1341 nucleotides. The record is from the annotation of a GenBank genome assembly. Lineage: Eukaryota; Viridiplantae; Streptophyta; Magnoliopsida; Rosales; Rosaceae.
AUGGCGUACCACAACCACCUCUCCCAGCAGGACCUUCCUCUCCACCACUUCACAGACCAAACCCAGCAACAGCACCAGCCAUUUCAAUCCGACCAACCCGACCCGAACUCCAAGCCCACGGAGCCCCACCACCCAUUUCAGCCCGCCCCAAAUUGGCUCAACACCGCCCUCCUCCGCAACUAUACCAACGCAGACGCCAACAACAACCAUAACAACAGCCCAAACAACAACGGCGGCGGCGGCGCUUCCAAUUUCCUCAACCUGCACGUCACCGCCUCCGACUCCACCACCUCCCAGGCCUCCAACCAAUGGCUCUCACAGCCCCACCGCCCCAUCCUCCACCGCAACCAUAGCGACGUCAUCGAUGACGUCACCGCCGUCGCGGGCGACUCCAUGAUCGCCGCCACCAUCUCCCACGACUCCGCCGACCUCAAGCCCGACAGCAGCCUCAACAAGACGGACAUCGUCGUGGAGAGCGGCGGCGGCGGCGGAGAUGGCGGAAUGAUCAACUGGCAGAACGCAAGGCACAAGGCGGAGAUUCUGGCCCACCCGCUGUACGAGCCGCUGCUGUCGGCACACGUGGCUUGCCUGCGGAUCGCCACGCCGGUGGACCAGCUGCCGAGGAUCGACGCCCAGCUGGCUCAGUCGCAGAAUGUGGUGGCUAAGUACUCGGCUUUGGGCCACGGCAUGGUCGGCGAUGAUAAGGAGCUCGAUCAGUUCAUGAGGCAUUAUGUUUUGUUGCUUUGUUCUUUUAAAGAACAACUGCAACAACAUGUCCGGGUGCAUGCCAUGGAAGCAGUGAUGGCUUGCUGGGAGAUUGAGCAAUCACUACAAAGCUUAACAGGAGUUUCCCCCGGUGAAGGCACGGGUGCUACGAUGUCUGAUGAUGAAGACGACCAAGUCGACAGCGAUGCAAACUUGUUUGAUGGAAGCAUGGAUGGUCAUGACAGCAUGGGAUUCGGCCCUCUUAUCCCGACAGAGAGCGAAAGGUCGUUGAUGGAGCGUGUGAGGCAAGAGUUGAAGCAUGAGCUGAAGCAGGGUUACAAGGAGAAAAUCGUAGACAUACGGGAGGAAAUUUUGCGCAAGAGACGAGCUGGAAAGCUUCCUGGUGACACCACCUCUGUGCUAAAAGCUUGGUGGCAAUCACAUUCAAAGUGGCCAUAUCCAACUGAGGAAGACAAGGCUAGGUUGGUACAGGAAACUGGUUUGCAAUUAAAGCAGAUAAACAAUUGGUUCAUCAAUCAGAGGAAGAGGAACUGGCACAGCAAUCCUUCAACUUCCACAGUUUUGAAGAGCAAACGCAAAAGGACUUCAUGGAAGAAGACAACAGGGUUGAAGUGA